CAACAAUUAGACCCAAGAUCAGUGUUUACUCUGAGGCAGGUGACAGUAGUAUUGACAACAUCACACUACCAGCAGUGUUUAAAGCACCCAUUAGACCUGAUAUUGUUAGAGUAGUUCACACCAAUAUUUCAAAAAAUAAUCGUCAACCUUAUGCCGUCUCAUCAAAGGCUGGUCAUCAAACAUCUGCUGAAUCUUGGGGUACUGGUCAUGCUGUAGCACGUAUCCCUCGUGUAUCUGGAGGCGGAACACAUUGUGCUGGUCAGGGAGCUUUUGGUAAUGUGUGUCGUGGAGGACGUAUGUUUUCACCUAUAAAAACUUGGUGUAAGUGGCAUGUUAAAACCAAUUUAAAUCAAAAAAGAUAUGCCAUUGCAUCAUCAUUAGCAGCAUCAUCAGUUCUGGCUUUAGUUUUAGCACUUGGACAUAGAAUUGAAGAGAUUCAAGAAGUUCCAUUGGUGAUAGGUGAUGUAUCCAAUUCUCAUAAAUUGAGGGCUGGCAAGGGGAAAAUGCGUAAUAGGCAUCACAGACAACAUAGAGGACCUCUUAUUGUUUAUAAUACUGAUAAUGGAAUUGUUAAGGCAUUUCAUAAUAUUCCUGGCGUUGAAGUAGUUAAUGUUAGAAGUUUGAAUUUAUUACAGUUAGCACCAGGUGGUCAUUUGGGUAGAUUUAUUAUCUGGUCUCGAAGUGCUUUUGCUUUGUUGGAUUGUUUGUUUGGCACCUAUAGAAGAUCUUCUUCUAUGAAGAAGGAUUAUCGUGUCAUGAUUCGUCUUAAUCCUUAUGCUAAAAUAUUGAAAAGAGGUGAAAUUAUACAUGCUGAAAAAUUGAAAUCUGGUAAAAUCCAAAAGAGUAAACGUCAAGCAAAGGCUAGUACCAAGGCAUCAGAAAAAUUUUUGAGUAUUUUGUUAUCAGAUAAUUAA
Molecule: messenger RNA, 914 nt
Organism: Entrophospora candida
Lineage: Eukaryota; Fungi; Glomeromycota; Glomeromycetes; Entrophosporales; Entrophosporaceae
Source: the annotation of a GenBank genome assembly